This is a messenger RNA of Leucoraja erinaceus (little skate), 3096 nucleotides long. RefSeq lists its product as uncharacterized. The transcript has 22 exons. The record is from RefSeq and is a predicted model, not a curated record. NCBI's taxonomy places the organism in Eukaryota, Metazoa, Chordata, Chondrichthyes, Rajiformes, Rajidae. The coding region runs from base 128 to 2461 and encodes 777 amino acids.
UGGUGUCAAUGGAAGACGCCCGGGACGCAUGAGGUUCCAUUUGCAGCCAGGUCGUCCUGAACUGGGUUGCAAUUCCGCGGCGGCUUCACACAAGGCGCUACUUAUGUCCCAAUAGACACGAUAAGAGAUGGCACACACUUUCACGUUGAACGAGCUGGUCAACCUGUCCAUCGGCACCCCCGAGGUGGGUGUGUGCAACUUCAACGCGUUGCAUGCGCUCUUGCACGGUAUCCUGGAGCACCUGAACCUACAGGACGCGCAGAAGACGGUGGAAGAAGUUGAGGUGGAGUUCAUCAAACCCAAGAGGUCCAAGGACAAGGUCCCCGAGGAUGAAGCGCCAGCUUCGGAAGAAACCGCGGAGAAGGAGCCGAAGGAAAGCGGGAAAUCGGUCUCGCUCUUCCACCAGCUGGAGGAAAAAGUGGCCAAGCUGCAGAACGCCAUGGAGGUGUUGGGGCAGCUGCCCAGUGUCCCGGAGCUCAUGGCCCGCAGCCAGGCGGAGACCAGCAGUCGCAAGUACUCGGUCAGCAGCAGCAUCGGCGUGGGCGGAGCAGGGCCAGUGAAGGAGAUGUGGCAACUCAUGCAGGUCAAAAAAAAGGUGGAAGCCAACGAGGAUGGAGUCCACAAGGCGAUGGGAUCACUACAAGAAUUGAUGAAUGCGAUUAAUCUCUUGACUAGCAACCAUGAGAAUAUGAAGAAGGACCUUGAGAAACUGCAGCAAAGCAAAACACGGAACACUGAAGAGACGACUCGAAAAUUGAGUAAUUUUGAAGACGCGCUGAAUAAUCUGCCAGACCCAAAAGAUUUUGUUUUGUGGAAUACUGUGCAGACAAUGCUUAACAAAGAGCUUGAUUAUAAUUCAAAAAUAUCUUUGCUCGCCCUUCAACCAGAAUUGAUGGAACUGGAGACGAAUGAUGAAGGUCAAAAGGUGCCUUCAGCACAGCGAACCCCAGCCUUAACCGCUCUGCAUCAACUGUCUCAAUUGCCAACCCUACACGAGAGUCUUAAAAUCAGAGUAGAUUUGCUGGAAGAGGAACUCAAACGCCAAAUGGAGGAAUUAGAAAAGAAAGGUGUUCCUGAUGAUCUGUUGAUGAGAUUGGACUUACUCGAGAAUGGAGCGCAAAUCCAGCAGAAUGAAAAUAGUCAGGAUAGAGAAUUGUUGGCAGCCCUCAAGAGGAAGUUGGAAGAAAUGGAAGAAGAUUUUGAAGGCCGCCUUGCUGUGUUGCAGGCUGACCACGAUGAGCUCCAGGGUAUUCUUGAAAAGUUGGACCAACUUGAGGAAAAGAAGGUUGACAAAGAGUUUUUGGAAAUGGAGAUUAACGGGAAAGCCGACAAAAAGUCAUUAGAAUCGAAAGUGAGUCGAACGCUUCUUGACGCAACGGCACAGCAAUUGAACGCAAUGAUGCAGGAGCUGUUAAAUAAGGUGUGCGCGCAGGAGAAGGACUGGCAGAAGGUGCUGGAGAAACUUCUUUGUGACAUGGAUUGCAAGCUGGAUCGAAUGGAGUUGGAUCCUCUAAAGAAACAGUUGGAGGAUCGAUGGAAACAGCUGAAAAAACAACUGAGAAACGGCCCGGGAUUUGAGGCCGAUUCUGCAGCUGGAUUCAGAAAGCAGUUGCUGGAGCGAUUUAAGUGCCUUUCCUGUGCCAAAUCCACAAGGAUGAUGCCCGGACCACACCUGAUCACAAUAGCAGCAUCAGCAUUGCAUCCUAGAAUCCGUCCAACCACCGCACCUGAACUGGAUUCUCUGAAGCAACAAAGGGGAAGUAUGACCAAUGAUUACUACGAGACCAUGGGCAGAAGUUCGAUUCGACCUUGUGGUGGCAGUCACACUGUCACGGGCCCGGUCAGCAGGCGGAAUGGCCGUGGUAUAAAUUAUCAAACCGUCUACCAGUACGGUGACCCCAGCCCACCAUACCGACGGGAAGAGGUUGAGCUUCAAGGCAUUGAUGGCGUAAUGUACAAGGGGCGACUUGAUCCCAAGCUUCCGACAAUAUAUCAGAUGCAAGAUGAUGAGCCAUUGGAGAAGAAAAUGAGUGGAACGAAACAGCAAGUCGCUCGGCCAGAAGCUCCUCCUGUUUCUCCAAAAUGUGUUUACUGCAAUCAAACUUGUAUGGGCCCACGUCCUCCUGAUCCAUGUCUACAGAGGUCCAUGGCACAAGACACCUCCAACAUUUGCCGAUGCCUAGCAUCUGCCGCCCGACCCGCUGAUGCAGAUAUGAUGCAGCAGAGGCCCACGUCACAGGAUAUCUCCAACAUUUGUCGAUGCCUAGCUGCAAUGUGCGCUCCACAAGAUUUCGGAAACACAGCUGGGCUAAUGCAUGGCACAGAACUCGUAUGUCCGAAGCAUCAGGAUCAAGAACCUAUAAGUCAAUGCCCAGGGAGAGGUCCGGUGAAAGUGUUUUGCCCUCCUCAGCCUGAAGAAGCUGCUCGUUUGGCCUCUGCCAACGUCAAUUGUGCAAAAUGAACUGCUCCUGCCACAUGAGCAAGGGGAUGCACCUCAGUAAGAGACAGCAACCCUAUACGAUCGUGCUCUGGUGUUUGAAAGUUAAAGGAAUGUGAAUUAGAGAGAAGAAUUUGUUCGUAUCUCAACAUUGGACCUGAAGAAAAAGUAAAUAUGUGAUUCUAACCUGAAUUACAUGGAACAACAGGAUUUUCGUCCAGUGGAGCAUUUUCCUUUAUUAAAUAUAAUUAGUAUUCCAGUUACUUGGAACAGUUUGAGAUCUGGCUAACAGGAGGAAUUAAUAAAAAAUCUUCACCGAUGGAAAGAUACAGCGUUACUUUACAUCUGUAGCUCACGAGUUCUUGUUUAGUUUAGAUAUACAGCGCGGAAACAGGCCCUUCGGCCUGUGAAUAUUAGAAAUUGGGUUACUUGGGGAAAAUGGAAGAUGUCAGUGUAAAGAUCUGUGAAACCUGCUUGACAUAAUUUGCAGGAGUUGUAGAACCAUGUGACAUAGAUGGCUCGAGGGAGUCUGAAACCUAGGAAGGGGUUGCAGACAAAGAUCCUAUAGCGGAGCAAGAUAGACCACUCCUGCUAAAUGCAAUGGGCUGACACAACGGAACGGAACGUGGGUCUUUUUUUAAUCAAUUUCCGUAACCGGG